Molecule: messenger RNA, 1651 nt
Organism: Coccinella septempunctata (seven-spotted ladybird)
Lineage: Eukaryota; Metazoa; Arthropoda; Insecta; Coleoptera; Coccinellidae
Exons: 5
Coding region: 758-1135 (125 amino acids)
Source: RefSeq, a predicted model, not a curated record
UUGUGAUUAUUUUUAUGAACAAACGUUCCUCUUGAACACCGGGUGAUUCCAUAAAAGUUCGGUUGAUGUUCUCCAGUGAAUCGGAGAAAAAUACAAGGGUAAAUCGGCAGUGUCCAUCCACAGCGUCGAGUCAAUCCCGUGUGCCCCCAAACGUCUCCCACACGCUACCCAACGCUCAUUUUUUCAUACGUUCGCAUUCCGCAGGUGAGGAGUGAAUUCACGGCAUCCAGGAUUCACCAGACGGGAGGCCCAUGCGCUAUCGUCGACGGUCCCGGCCUAGCAGGCCAGUGCUCUCUGCCUCGUCGGGAUAAAGGGACCCUCGCCUGAAUCGGGACUCUACUCGAAAACUCGUGUUUAUUGCCUGGGACGACCCUGUGAACUUUACGCGAUACGUUCUUGGGGCUCGCGGGUGCCUUGGAAGGAUAUCAAGGGGUGCCUUUCUUUCGGGACCAUCCAAUAUCCGAGGAACAAUGGCGAACAGGACGAAGAAACGGGUCCUUUAACGGGCAUUGUUCAGAUGUGAUCCAUUCAGAAGGGGUGAAAUCAACACGAUAGAUGUUAUGAAAAUUAUGGAUUGCUGGCUAUUGAUACCCCUUCUACUAGCUGCGUUGUUUGUUUUAGUGGAAGGAUUACCGGCCCCUCAAAUAAGUCAGCACGGUCAGCCUCAAGCAGGUUCCGUAAGCACUCCAAUACCAGGUACUAUAUUAUUCCCCGUUGGGGGUGGAGGUGUGGGAGGCAUCAGAAGGACCCUGUCAGGAUGGAGAGAAUGGAGGAGGGCAGACCCUACCCUCAUUCACAGCCUCUGGCGGAGCAAGAUGGGAAACGGAAUACGAAAACAGCUGGGCAAAGCGGAAGUCUACAUAAUGCUGGCACUAUUCAUAGGCCUGGUAACUGUCGUCAUAGGAUGCUGGCUGUCGGACAACUGCUGGUCGCCCGACCCAGACUCUCUGGUGAUGACAGUGGCCUGACCAACACUCAAACCGGCACACCUGAACUCUGUGCACACCACCGUAGAGGUGGAAAACGAAUCAUCGAACACAUCCUCGCACGAGUCGACCACAGACAGCGACUGGCCUCUAGAGGGUUCAACGAAUGGAGACUCGAUAAAUCUGUGACAUCAGAUUCUGCCCGAUGAGGCAUUCUUCGAGGCAGAAGAGGAUGACGAACUGGAAGAAGAAGAGCAAACGAACGCGGACCAGAUCGUUGAAGAUCAUACAAAUUUCUGUCGACUGCACAAACAGAACAGUAUAAUGGACGAUAAGGAUGUUCAUCGCGAGUGUCGUUUGGACAUCGACGAGACUUUGUGAUGUGAACAUAGAGAAACCUCGAUAUAGAUCUAAGAGUAGUUCUUUUAAUACUGGUAUUUUCGAAGGGAAAUCAUUCAAAUCGUUGGUCCUAUCAGACUGAAUUAUUGUUAUAUUAACAACCGUAUAGUAUCUCAUUUCUGUACAGAGAGAUGAUGAAAUACAUUUGUUUUCGAAACCUGACUGUAAAAAACGUAGAUUUCCUGAAAAAAGCGAAAAAGUUGAGAAAAACGAUAAAACUCUUGGGGAAUUGAUGAACCAAUAGAAAUAAUCAUUUUGCAUUUAUAAAACAAUCCAUAGAUGGCGUAGUAAAGAAUUUUCGACUACAGUCACUAUAUAAAUAUAUA